Messenger RNA from Brassica oleracea var. oleracea, 714 nucleotides. RefSeq lists its product as uncharacterized. The transcript is spliced from 2 exons. Lineage: Eukaryota; Viridiplantae; Streptophyta; Magnoliopsida; Brassicales; Brassicaceae. The record is from RefSeq and is a predicted model, not a curated record. Bases 1 to 714 code for a protein of 237 amino acids.
AUGGAUUCCUAUCCAUAUAAUAGCCACAAUUCUAAUUUUGUUGACCUUCUAAAUAGUCAGCAAGAAAUUGUCUUCGGUUUAGGCCAAGAAAGUGGCGAAGUAUCUUCAUCACAAGUGCCUCUUUUUGGUGAAGCCUCUCAUGGAGAACGGAAAGAACGAAGGACAUGGACACCAACCGAUGACGUAGUGCUCAUCAGCUCGUGGUUAAACACGAGCAAAGACCCUGUGGUGGGGAAUGAGCAGAAGUCUGGUGCAUUUUGGAAGAGAAUCGCCGCUUACUAUGCUGCAAGUCCUAAGAUGGCCGGUUCUGAACACAGGGAGCCAAGCCACUGUAAGCAGCGUUGGCACAAGAUCAAUGAUCUUGCGGGCAAGUUUGGUGGUGCAUAUGAAGCUGCACAAAGAGAAAAAAGCAGCGGUCAGAAUGAAAAUGAUUGUGACGAGGCUGCACAAUCAUCAACCUCUGAAGCUGAUCACGCAACCACUCGUCCCCCGGGUGUUAAUGCAGCAAAGGGGAUUGGUAAGCAAAACACCAAGACAGAGGGGAAAUCGGUUGCUGCGUUUGAGAGCAUGUGGACCAUGAAGAAGGAGGAUAUGGCUAUGAAAGAGAGGCUGACCAAGAUGAAGCUACUUGAUAGUUUAAUUGCUAAACCGGAACCGCUGGCUGACUAUGAAGAAGAACUGAAGAAAAAGCUUAUUACUGACUUGUUGUUAUAA